This is a messenger RNA of Fusarium pseudograminearum CS3096, 7398 nucleotides long. RefSeq lists its product as uncharacterized. Bases 1 to 7398 code for a protein of 2465 amino acids. NCBI's taxonomy places the organism in Eukaryota, Fungi, Ascomycota, Sordariomycetes, Hypocreales, Nectriaceae. The transcript is spliced from 2 exons. The record is from RefSeq and is a predicted model, not a curated record.
AUGUCUUUAUCAGAGAGAGACAGUUCCUAUGAUGGGGAGUUCCAAUUGAGACAUCCCUACGCAGCUUCUUCAGAUCCUAACCUUCGAGCUCUUGUUCCAAUGUGGGACAGCUCUGACCCCGAACGCUGUCCACCUCCACUGCCUAUGAACCCGGGCUCACCAUUGACUUCUCGAGCCGGCACCUCGAGCGCUAUUGCUUCUGCUCACGCCGCGCUUAACGAGCGAGCUCAGCAAAGCGCAAUGGUUCCCGCCAAAAGGAUCGAAUCCCCCACAAAGGGACAUCGCCGGCUGCAGUCUUCAGUCCGUGAUAUCAGCUUGAUGAUUGAGGGUGCUAGUGGUCACAACUCGCCAUCGCGGUCUCCAGAACGUCAACAGCGUCCAGAGACGCCCACCCGAUCUCGAGACCAUGAUAACCGGCCAAGCGACAGUCACUCUACAGUGUCGAGCUCGACACCAGUACCAGGUCCUAGUUUGACACCUAUUAUGCGACCAGCAGCUCGACGUCCACCACCUCAGAGCAUCCUGGGCGAAAACACACCACCGCAAUCAUCUACCAUGCUCGCUCUACAACACAUGAGCUCAACACCUUCAAAAGAAUCAGAAAACCCCCUCUCUGACAUCACAAAUGGCUCGACAGCUAUAUCAAAGGGCCCCCAGAACCUUGAGGCGCUGUCCGACCAAAUUCUCAGCCUGACUAGCAUCGCUACAGGACUUCAAAAGGAAAUGUCUCAGCUGAGUCGACGCAGCAGGGACAACGCCACAGACCUUCUCAGCCUCAAGGAGGCCACAAACUCAAGAGAUGAGGACAUCCGAAAGAGUCUCAGAGAACUUCUAGGGAGCCACGGCAAUGGGAAUGACGGCCAAAACAGGCUCCCUGCAGCUCGCGACCCCUUUGGAGGAUAUUUCCUAGACAACAAGCCACACAAUCUCUCCCCGCCCAGCACAAGGGGGUUCCAGCUCCCUAGAAUUCCUUCCCCCAAGAGCUUUGGCGACUCAAUUGAGCGAGGGUCUAUUAUCAGCACACCCUCCCUCAUUGGCUCAGAGGCCAACUCCUCCCUUGUUCUUCUGGAAAGAAUCAUUCGGGAGAUGGGCACUAAGGAGGGACAAGAGUCUCUUCUUGGUCGACUGCAGGAGGUAUCAAACAAGCUCUCGGGUAUGGCUACAUCUCAGAAGCUGGAUGAAGUCAUUGACCAAGUCAGAGCUCAGUCUGAGCAAGCCAUCAUUUUGGGCAACUCCUUUGGGAGCCCUCGUGCGAGCCGGUCUCGCAACCUCAGCUUUGAAUCAGAGAACAGCAGCAUGCCCAGCCAAGCGAGAAGUGCCGUUUCUCAACGGGUUGAGCACAUCAUGAAAAACGAGGCCCGCAGGAAUUCUGAGCCUUUGGCGAGGGGCUCUGAUAUUCUCAAUGACGAUCUCAUGAGUAUCAUCCGAUCCGUCAAGGACAGCGUCUCUCAAGGUGGUGGUCUCACUGCCGAGGUCAAAGCUCUCGUUCGCGAGCUUCGCGGCGAGGUUUUGGGCAUGGGUCGUGAGAUCGGUAAGCGCCUUGACCAACAAGCAGCGUCUAAGCGAGGCGUUGAAGAUCAUGAUACCCCCAGCAAGGACGAAGUCGCUCGUGUAAUUGAUGAAGGGCUCGAGCAGAUGAAAGACCAGCUCAACCAUGUCCUUCGCGAGCACAGACGCCAAUCAGCUGCUUCAGUCAACACCCAGAAGAGUGCUGUCGACUACCAGGAGAUCUACAAUGCUAUGCGUGCCGCCAUCCAAGAUAACGAGGCGACCAAGAGCAACUUGCCUGACCUGAGCCGCGAAGACGUCAUCGAAGCUGUCAGGGAUGCUUGGGAGAACUACAAGCCUGAGAUUGAGGUUCAACAACUUGGCCUCGAACGCGACGAGGUCUUGUCUUGCUUGAAGCAAGGAAUGCAAGAGUAUUCAGCCCGUGGCGAGCACCCCCCGGCUGCUUCCAGGGACGAUGUUCUCACUGCUGUCGUUGAAGGUCUUCAGCACUAUGUGCCUCCUCAAGUUGACCAGCCCGCCACCCUCUCAAGAGAUGAGAUCAUCGAUGCUGUUCGUGAUUGUCUCGAAGAGUUUGAGUUCCCUGUGGCUCCAGGUGCUGGAGACUUUACACAUGAGGAUAUGGUUGAUGCCGUUAGAGAGGGUCUCCAAGAUCUCGAUGUUCACUCCAGCCGCGCUCUUGUACCAGCUUCUGCUGGCAACAACGAUGAUGUCAGCGAUCGCCUUCGUGAGAUCAUGGAAUACUUGCGCCAGGAGUUCAAGACAUUGUCCGAAGAGUCGAAAGAAAAUGUUGCUGCCACCGGCCGGGAGACUGAGCAAGUCCUCGGUGCUACCAAGGAUGGUUUCGAAAGCCUCCGACAAGCUAUGGAGAGUUAUGUCGACCGUGCUACCGGCGCUGCUGGCCAGGAGGAGUUCAUGGACGAUCUGUUGAAGUCCCUCGAGGACUUUAAGGAUGAGAUGGCUGGAAUUGUCUCAACGACUAACCAGGAAUCGCGCGAGCAGCUCCAGACAGAGCUCGAAGGCCUUCGAGAGAUUGUCAACUCAUCUAUGAUUCCCGCGCCGCCACCUCAAUCGAACAACACCGAGGUCCUUGAGGCUUUGAACACCGGCUUCAACAACUUGAGGCAGGAAGUUCUUCGACCUCGUGCCGAGACAAGUGAGAUCCUGGAUGCCCUCAACGAUGGUCUCAACGAUCUCCGUGCCGGUAUGGACCGAGUCACCAACAAGCCCACUGACUUGACUGCCAACGAUGAGAUCCUCGAUGCCCUCAAGGCUGGCCUCGACUCUGUCCGUGCCGACAUUGAGUCUAUUCGCGAUAGCAGCAACGACCAGGCUGUUGCAACACUUAAUGCCACCCCUACCGCAAAUGAUGAGAUCAUGGAAGCUCUUAAGUCCGGACUCAGUGGUGUUCGAGCAGACUUGGAAGCUCUUCGCGAUAGCCAAACCGAAAAGGCUGUGGCUGUUGCCGAACCCAAGGAGAACGACGAGGUCCUUGAGGCACUGAAGAACGGCCUCGAUGCUCUCCGUGUUGACAUUGAGGCUAUCCGUGAGAAUACUUCUGAGAAGGCUGUUGUAGCUGCUGACACCACAUCCAACGACGAUGUCAUUGCGGCUGUCAAGACCGGACUCGAGUCUUUGCGAGCUGACUUCGAAGCGGUCCGAGACAGCAGCGAGAAGGCUCUUGCCCCUGUCGAUAAGCCCUCUUCCAGCGAUGAGUUCGUCGAAGCCCUGAAGACUGGCCUAGAAUCACUGAGAGUUGACAUUGAAUCUGCUCGCGAGACAAGUGAUCGAUCGGCUCCCGAUGAAAACACUUCGAACGAUGAGGUUAUCGUAACUCUUAAGAACGGUCUUGAUUCGCUACAUGCUGAGAUUGCCGCGCUCGCCAAUCAGGAGAAGCCCGAAGCGUCAGCCGAGAACGCGUCCAGUGACGAGGUCAUCGUGACUAUGAAGAAUGGACUUGAUUCGCUACACGCUGAGAUUGCCGCUCUUGCCAAUAAAGAGAAGGGCGAGGAACCCACUGAGAAUACCUCCAACGACGAGGUCAUCGUGACGCUGAAGAAUGGGCUUGAUUCUCUGCAUGCUGAGAUUGCAGCCCUUGCCAACAAAGAGAAGGUUGAGGAAGUCGCCGAGAAUACCUCCAAUGACGAGGUCAUUGUCACCCUCAAGAACGGACUUGAUCAACUCCACACCGAUAUUGAAGCCAUUGCCGCUGCACAGAAGUCUGCUGCUCCAGUCGAUAACACAACCAACGACGAAGUCAUUGAAGCUCUUAAGAACGGUCUUGACUCUUUGCGCACAGACAUUGAGGCUCUUCAAGAAAACAAUCAGAAGGCACUGGCUCCUGUAACCGAUACGAAGCCUAAUGACGAGGUUCUCGAUGCCCUCAAGACUGGGUUGGAGUCACUUCGCUCCGAUAUCGAGUCUCUCCGCGAUACAAGCAACGACCGAGCCAUCGCUCCUGCUGAGUCACUAUCCGACGAGAAGAUUCUCGAAGCUCUCAAGACUGGCCUUGAAUCCGUUCGCUCCGAUAUCGAAGCUCUUCGGGACAGCAACGGAGAGCGUGCACUUGCUGCCAUCUCAACGGCAAAGUCAGAAGACGGCGAGUCUGGCGAGGGCAUGAAGACAGAUGACGUCAGGAAUCUUGAGGUCCUCAUUGCUGGUCUUGCCAUCAAGAUCGACUCUGUUAAGGCCGAGAAUCAAGGAGUUCAGAAAGACGACCUAUCUCGGAUGGAGGAGCUUCUUCGAACAGUCCAGGACAGUGUUGAUGAGAUUGCCUCUCGUGAGACUCUUACCAGGUCCGUGUCCGUCAAGAAGAAGAAGGAAGAAGGAGCCGAAGAACCUGAGAGUGGGAUCCAAGGCGAUGCCGAGGAGCCAGCCUCAAAGGAGGACAUGCAAGCCAUCGAGACAAUCCUCCGCAAUACCAAGGGCAAGCUCGACGAUCUUAUUGACGGUGAGCAGGCCGUUCGUAAGGAUCAUAUCGAUAAUAUCGAGGCUCUUCUGCUCGAGACACGGGAGACUAUGGGAUCUCUCACUACUCAGCUAGAGACCGUCUCACGCAAGGAGGAAGUCACUGCAUUGGAGGCACUCCUCACUCAAGUUUCCACUGGCCUGGACGAGAUCAAGGACCAGGCCACCAAGGAAAGCGAGAAUCCCGACAAGGUUUCCAAGGGAGAUGUCGAGGCUGUUGAGGCCUUGACUCUUGAGAUCAAGACUGCCCUCGAGGGCUUCACUGGCACUGACCUUGCUCUCCUAGCUCGCAAGGACGACGUCAGCAACCUGGAGGCUCUUCUCAUCAAGAAGGAAGAUAUUGCUGGCCUCGAAACUAUUGUCAAGGAGUUCCAAGAGAAGCUGGACACGUCAGUGGAUGCACAAACCAAAGCCAUUGCCGUCCGUGACGAGGAAAGCACAUCUGUCGCUGACCGCGUCACUGAAGUCAAGAGCUUCCUCGAGGAGCUCCAAGGAGCCAUCAACACCAAGCUCGACGAGGGCGCUACCGGUGUUGACGGUGUUAGCAAGCUUCUUGAAACCAUGGGCGAGAAGAUCGACAAGAACGAGAACGUUCACCAGGAUCUCAAAGACAUGCUUGAUAUGAUCAAGGCCGAGUUCGAGGACUCCAAGGCUGUUGUGUCUGGCGUCAAGGUUGAGUCUAACGAGAAGCUCCAAGAGGCUACUGAAACUCUCGGCACCAAACUCGACGAGAAGAUUGGUGAGCUCAUUGCCAAGUAUGAGGCCCUCGAGACCACCCUUGACGAACGAAGCAAGGUCAGUGAGGCUCGAGAUGAGGUUAUGGAGGCGGCUCUUGUUGGCUCUAAAUCUGUUACGGAUGAGUUGAAACUCCUCAUUGACACCCUUGGGUCGACCGUCACCGAUUCGCUGGAGAAGAUGGAGGAGGCUUCAAAGACCGUCUUUACCAAGGUGGAGGAGCUCAGCACCCGUACUGAAGAGACCCACACUGAAGACAAGGCCGAGCAUCAACAGACUCGUGACCAGAUCACAGAGGCCCUGACCGCUGUGGAAGGGCUGAAGGGAGACAUCAGCGAGUCACACCCCAAGAUCAUCGAAUCUGUCAAGGAUCUCCUCCUCCUCGUCGGCGAGCACUACGAGCACACCAAAACUUCUACGACUGAGAUUCAAGACAAGAUUCUUGAGCACAAAUCUCCUGCGGAGCUUAUGACGCUUCUGACACUUCUGACGGAUGACAAAUACAACAACACACAAGUUCAUGAGAAGCUCGAUCAACUUAUCGCGCAGAUCUACAACGACUCAGAGGUCAAGGAGCGUCUCGAUAAGAUCAUUGAGGAGAAGUACAACGAUGCUGAAGUUCGUGAGAAGUUGGACAAGAUCAUUGAGUCAAAGUACGAUGAUACCCCAGUUCAUGAGAAACUUGCUACCAUCAUUGAGUCAAAGUACGAUGACACAGCGGUUCGCGAAAAGCUCGACAACAUCAUCGAGUCCAAGUACGACGAUGGUGAGGUGCGUGCAAAGCUUGACAAGAUCAUCGAGGAGAAGUACGACGAUGGUGAGGUGCGUGCAAAGCUUGACAAGAUCAUCGAGGAGAAGUACGACGAUACUCCUGUCAAGGAAAUGCUGGGCACCAUCAUUGAGCAAAAGUACGAUGAUGCUCCUGUCAAGGAGAUGCUGGGUACAAUCAUUGAGGCGAAGUAUGACGACACACCUGUUCGUGACAAGUUGGACCUGAUCAUGGAUUCGAAGUACGACGAUACCAUUGUUCGUGAGAAGCUCGACCUGGUCUUGGAUGGACGGUACGAUGAUGCUGUGGUGCAAGACAAACUUGACAAGCUUGUCGACCACACCGCAGUCGCCGACCAGGCUUUUACUCGUCUCGACACCCUCGACAAAGUUCAUGCGUCGGUUCUCAAGACCGCGUCCGAUAUCUCUGAUUUCCUUCAAUCACAGAAGCGACGCAUUGAGAAGGCUCAUGAGGAUCACAGCAGACAUCUCCAAGAGACCAUGGCAUCCGUCGAGCGUAAGCUCGCCGAGAAGGACCACGUGGAGACCGCAGUCUUGAACCUUCGAGAUGAGGAACUGAGACUCCGUCAGAGUGUUAUGAGCCUUCGAUCGGAGCAGGAGAAUUUAAUCCGCCAAAAGACACGCCUGACUGGUGAUGUCUCAUCACUCGAGACUGCCCUCAGUAUGCGCAAGGAGGAGCUCUAUGACAUGGAGUCUCGUGCGGAGAACUUGGAGCGCCGCAUCCUCGAGGGUGUGAUGGAUCAUUCGCGAGUCCUUCUCAUGUCCAAGGCUAAAAGAAGCGGUAGCGACGCUAUGAGCCGCAAACGAGUCAGAAAGCCUGCCGAGGAGGACUCUCAGCAAGACGGUCGCAAGUCUAUGGUGGGCAUGGCGCUGAAUGCGAAGCGCAACAUGGCCGCCGCUUCCCCAACAGGAGCAGCUCGACGGAUCGUUUCGCUCAGUCAAAUUAACAAUAACGUGGCAAGCGGAGGCGUUAAGCGCAGCCAAAGUGUACGAACUCCCGCUGCUGGUGGUGGUGGUAAAACAUACCGCAAGCGAAGCUGGGGUGGUGGCCUCGAAUUGACCGACAACGACAAGGAAAACUCUGUCAACGAGACCGUCGAAGAGGUUGACGAGGCAGAUGUCAAACCAAGCCUGACCUCAGAAGCCGUAGAGGUCCCUGACGAAGAGACAAUAGUUCUCGAACAAGAAAUAAAUGGUGAGGGUAGUCAACGAGGUGAUAGCGAUAACGAAACGCUAAGACGGAGUAGCAGGGGCACCGUGAUCACAAACAGCACGGAUAUGUACACCGACGGCGACAGCUACAGCGAAUAUAGCUACACCGAGAGCGAGUGGACGGAAAGCAACGUUGGCACCGACAUAGGAUCGGUCCAAGGCAACGAAGUUGCGAUUAUUGGGAACUAA